AUGGGUCAUCUUAGUAAUAAAACUAAUCUGUACUAUGUAUAUUCACAUUAUAGAUCUAUACGACGUAAUCGUCAGUAUACAUGUAAAAGUCGUGGUACAACAGUUGGCAGUAAAUCUGGUAUCGUAGUCUGUCGAGUGGAUAAAUCUCAUCGUAAUCAAUGUAGAGCAUGUCGAUUAACUAAAUGUCUUGAGGUUGGUAUGAAUAAAGAUGCUGUUCAACAUGAACGUGGACCAAGAAAUUCUACAUUAAGACGACAAGUUGCUUUAUUUAUGACUAAUGAUCAUCAAACUAUACCUAAAUCACAAUUAUCUCGUCAAUCAAAUCAAUUAUAUCAUCAUCAUCAAUAUCCAACAUCAUAUCAACAAUUAUCUCAAUCAUCUAUUCAUCAAUCUAUGCCAUUUUCACAAAUACCAAUAUCAACACAAUUGAUGCAUGCUAAUACUUUAUUAGAUAUGACACUUGGGAAUUCAUUGAAUACAAAUAACAUUAUUAAUGACAAAGAUACUACUACUACUAAUAAUAAUAAUAAUAGUAAUAAUAAUAAUAGUAGUGAUCAACAAUAUUCAGAAAAUUCAUUAUCAAUCAAUAAUAUAUUGAAUUUUACAAAUCCAGCUAUUCUAUGCUUAAAAUCUACAAAUGAAUCACUAUUACCUUUUUGUUCUACUACACCUUCAUUAUCAUUGUUGUCAACAUUGUCUUCUUCUUCUUCUUCUUCUUCUCCUUCUACUAUUACUAGUACUACUACUGCUACUGCGACUUCUUCUACUUCCAAUACAUUGACAACAGUUACCGCUAUGAAUAAUCCCAUGGUUACUAGCUCUACAAUAAAUAAUAAUAUGAAUGUUCUUUUAUCUAAAUCAUCAACUAUUACUAUAACAUCUCCACCAAUCUGUUCUACUUCAUCUACAAUGAAUAUAAACCAUAAUAAUUUUAAUUAUUUCAAUUAUUUACCUUCUAUGUUUCAUUUACCUAGUCCAUUUAGUUUAAAUUUUCCAAAUCAUAGUUAUUUUUCAACUAUAACUAAAUCUACAAUACCGUUAACAAUGACAAUCUCAUCAUCAAAUCCAAAUAAUCUUGAUCAUUUCAAUGUAAAAACAACAUGGAAUAAAGCGUUAGCUUUUGCUAAAUUAUGUUUACCAGAUUUAUUUACUUAUUCCAAUAUACAUUUUGAUCAUAUGGAUCAUUCUAUUGAUAAUCAAUAUAUUGAUUAUACAAAAUCAUUAUUAUAUUUUCAAUCGAUAUUAAAAUUUAAUAAUCAAUAUGAUUAUGAGAAAUCAAUAUUAUGGCCAUGGUUUAUUUCAAAUUCUAAUCAAUUUAUUGAUUCAUUAUUACAUUCAACUUGGAAUCAAAUGACCAAUACAUUAUGCCCUACAAUGCCAAUAUUGACAUCAUCAUCAUCAUCAUCAGUAACGUCCACGGUGACAUCAACUCCGAUCACUUUUCCUCAAUUACCUUAUCAUUAUUCUUCAUUAUUAAACUUGCCACAUACUAUGAUGAUGAAUAUAAAUGAUCAAUUUAAGAAUUGUUCAAAUGCAUGGCUUUUCAAUGAAAGUCAAUCAAUGCAAAGGAAAUGCGACUUAAUACAUCAAAAAGAAAAUCAACAACAUUGUCAACCAUUACCUCCAUCAUAUUCAGAAGCAAUAAAAAAUCAAAUCACUAUAUCAAAUGGAUUAUUACUACCAUCAUCGUCAACAAUGAAUGAUUUAAACAAAACUAUAUUAGAUUCAGCAACUAAUGAAUGUUCAAUGUUAAAUCAGUUCAAUGAUAAUAAUAAUCCAUACUAUUCAUAUUCAUCAUCGAUUCCUUCUUCUCCUAUUAUUAAUGGAUUAUUACCAUGUUCCUCAUUGUCUUCUAUAUCUUCCAUAUCAUAUUGUAAUAGUUUUCCAUUGAAUAAUUCAUUGAAUCCCUCUAUGUCAACAUCCUCCUCCUCCUCCUCCUCCUCCUCAUCAUCAUCAUCAUCAUCGUCGUCGUCAACAAUGACAACAACUUUAUCAUCACCGUUAAUGUCAACAUCAACCUCAUUGUCAUUAACAAAUACAACAUGUUUACCAUGA
Molecule: messenger RNA, 2055 nt
Organism: Schistosoma mattheei
Lineage: Eukaryota; Metazoa; Platyhelminthes; Trematoda; Strigeidida; Schistosomatidae
Source: the annotation of a GenBank genome assembly